AUGGCGUGGUGGGUGCUCCUUUUCACCUGCCUUUUGGAAGGCGUGGCCCUCCCCAGCUUCACCCAGUGCGGGAAGAGCGGCACGGCAGCGCCGCGGGGGGGCGCAGCCGGCAGCGCCUCAAAGCGGCUCUCAGUGGAAGAGCUGGUCUGCGUGCUCCAGUGUUCUUCCUCAGAGCCAGCUUUGGAGCGUUUUUUGGCUCCUCAUCUGGAGGAGCCGAGCCUGCUCUCCCUCGAGCGCCUGGACGCCUUUUGCGAUCCCAGGGCGGACUUCACGCUCACUGUGGCAGUGGCGGUGUGGAACCAGAGCAUCUACUGGCGGAAAUGCCACAGCGACGAGGACGAUGGCGGUUGCAUGCAAGCGUUGAGCGAUCAAGACACGCAUCGCUGGUUACGACUUUUGUACGAACUUUUGGAGGUCGUCGAGGUGGCGAAUGCGCUCUUCCUGGUGCAAUGUGGCGAUGAACCCAACAUGCCGAUCGAACAUGAGGAGCGCUUCCCGGUGUUCCAUCCCGAGGGUGGCCAUGGUUUCUGGAACAUCCCCUGGCUCAACCCGUAUCAGCUAAAAGCCCUCCAGACAGGCUUUCUCGACAACAGGACACGGCCCAGCUCGGUCCAGUGGGACCAGAAGCUGCCAAAGGCCUACUGGCGUGGCCAGCUCUGUGGGCCCAACGAGGUACCCCUGCGGAAGGCCUCGGCGUUGCCGCGGUUUCGCAUCUUCGAGCUGGCCAAGCAACGGCCCGAGCUGUUUGAUGUGGCUGUCGUGGGCAUCGACGAGGAGCUCACGACCAUGUGGGGAAAGAAGGCAGUGAAGCGGCUCAUUCGGAAGCACCAGGUCCGCUUCGUGGAGCCCGAGGACCUCGAGGUCUUUGCACCGAAGUAUCGGUAUCUUCUGAACCUGAAUGGAGUGGUGUCUUCCUGGCGGCUCUCCCAUUUGCUCGGCAUGGGUUCGGUGCUACUUUUGCAGAGGUCCCAGACCCACGAAGCGUUGCAGGAGCUUCUGGAGCCUUGGACGCACUAUGUGCCUUUGGCCGACGAUUUGAGCGAUCUCCUUGGACAUUUGGAGCUUUUGCGCAAUGAAACCCUGGCGGCGUCUUUAGCAAAGGCUGCUCAGGAGCUAUUUGCCCGGCGUGUGCGGCCGGAGGACACCUACUGCUUUGCCUUGCGCUCCUUAGAAGUCUCUCGCGCGGAGGUGACACUGGAGGCACUGCUGCAACGCGGCUUCGAGGCCGCCCCCUCGCUGAAGCACUUGGACGAGGCCUGGCACCCAGACGGCCUUCGGCCGUUGCGCCAGCGCCUGCAGUCGCGGGCUCCGUCACGGGACUCCAGUGCGUCCGCCAGUGCCGGGCGAGGAGUUGCAUCCACGCGCGCGGUGCUGCUGCAUCGACAGAGUUGCACGGACGUGGUCGGCGUUGUGUUUUCGGCCAUGGCGAAUCUCGUGGAAUUGAUCGAUGCCUUCCAUGACGAAGGGAGCAAGAUGGUUUCCAUCGUCUUGGAAUUCUGCAUAGGUGGCGACAUGUUAGAGGUCAUGUCGCGUCAUCGAGGGAAGAACAGCAAGGGCUUGAGAGAAUCAGCCACCUGCCGAGCAAUGACCCACAUGUUUCGUGCUUUGGCCUACCUUCAUGAGCAAGGGGUAGUCCAUCGAGACGUGAAAUGCGAGAAUGUUUUCAAACUUGAGGCUCCAAACCAAAUGACAUUGGAGGACUGCACCUACAAAUUGGGAGAUUUGGGACUGGCUGCAUGUGUGAUGCCCGAUGAGGUUCUCAUGGAACAAGUCGGAUCACCUUCCACUUCGGCGCCGGAGGUCGUUCGGGGGCGUCCGUAUGGAAAGCCCGCAGACCUUUGGUCGGCGGGAGCAGCGAUCUAUACCCUCCUUGCGGGUCGGAGGCCUUUUGAAGCCUCAUCCUACCAUCAAAUGGUCAAGGUCAUGAGCAAGGUCGAGGUGACCUACACAGGAGAUACUUGGUUGCGAACUUCAAAGGCCGCAAUGGAGCUGCUGUUGGAACUAUUGCAGGAAAACCCUGACAAGAGGCCAACUGCUGCAAAAGUGUUGAAACACGCGUGGUGCCAACGAGACCACCGUGUUUGCACCACAUCUUAA
Durusdinium trenchii is the source of this 2097-nucleotide messenger RNA. Lineage: Eukaryota; Dinophyceae; Suessiales; Symbiodiniaceae. The record is from the annotation of a GenBank genome assembly.